Molecule: messenger RNA, 3819 nt
Organism: Salmo salar (Atlantic salmon)
Lineage: Eukaryota; Metazoa; Chordata; Actinopteri; Salmoniformes; Salmonidae
Product: polyadenylate-binding protein-interacting protein 2B
Biological process (GO): negative regulation of translational initiation
Cellular component (GO): cytoplasm
Molecular function (GO): mRNA regulatory element binding translation repressor activity
Source: RefSeq, a predicted model, not a curated record
CUGUUUAUUUUUAUUCAGAAUGCCCGCCUUGUUCGUUUUGCUUGACAGCUGAAUAUCAAAACAAAGCUACGUAGGUAACUAACGGAUUUAACGUUAGUGCUUUUCUGAAAACACUUUGCAUUGUCCGUUAACUAGCUAACAUAACAUUGUUUACUCUGCUAGCCAACAAAGUGCUCUUUUUUUUUUUUUAAACUAGCAUUGCUUUGAACUAGAGCUAUCCACUGUGUCACAAGCAACAACUGUUUAGUAACAGUCUGGUAUACUUUUAUGUUACUAUUCAAAUAUUCAACAAAUAAAGCCCUUAGACUUACCUUUUCUUACCACUCCACUACACGCGCGUGUGUCUUUUUGGUGAAAGAGACUGGAGGGGGCGCGUGUUUGAUGUUUGUUCAAGCAUACCGACCACGGUGUUCCUAAUGUCGUUAGCUAGCCUCGCCUGGAAAGUGUGUUGUUGGAGGUACGUUAAUCUGUCUGCUUGAAGUAAGGCGAAAGCACGAGAUGCCAGAGCCGUCGGAGAUGAGUGGUCCUGAGGUAGCGAAGACGCCGGGGGGCGGGGCGCCGGGGAAGGAAGGAAUGGAGGCUGUAGCCAAUGGCCAUGCAGGAGAGGGUGAACAGGGAGGAGACGAUCCCUUCGCUGAGUACAUGUGGAUGGAGAACGAGGAUGCGUACAACAGACAGGUUGAAGAGGAAUUGUUGGAGCAGGAGUUCUUGGAGCGUUGUUUCCAGGAGAUGUUAGAUGAGGAGGACCAGGAUUGGUUCAUCCCGGCCAGAGACCUCCCCUCAGGGGUGGGGCAGAUCCAGCAACAGCUCAACGGCUUGUCAGUCAGUGACAGAGGAAACGCAGAGGAGAUGGCGAGCCUCAAUUUCGUAGGCGCAUGGACUCUACAAGGUGUCGAAAGCGUUCCACAGAGGAAAAGCAACUUGAACCCUGAUGCGAAGGAGUUCGUUCCGGGAGUGAAAUACUAGGACUCCCCCUCACCCCCAGGGAGCACAAACACUCACGCUCACAUAACCUUGCAGAGACUCUGGCGGCCUUUACCGCAAAACACACACAGGUCCAGGGUGUGUAGGUAGAAACCUGUAAGGGGGUGGGGAGCUUCUUUUCUUUUUAAGAUUUUUAUUUGUUUCAACUUGUAAACUAAAGGACAGGGGUGGGGUAUCAACAGAGCCCUAUAGACGGCACUGCUACUUCAUUUACAUUCAAGGAUGCAUCCCAAAUGGUACCCUAUUCCCUAUGUAGUGCACUACUUUUGACCAGGGCCCAGAUUGACAAAACACUUCUAAUGCAAAAACAAACGAACUAGCUUGUUUUUUUUCUUAAGUGCAUUAUCUUAAAAUGUAAUUAUUUUUUUAUGACCUCAAUCUUAAGAUGUUUGUUGCUAGGCAACCGUUUUAGACAUUUUACAUUUGAGUCAUUAAGCAGACGCUCUUAUCCAGAACGACUUACAGUAGUGAAUGCAUACAUUUCAUACAUUUUUUUUUUUCUUCUCCGUACUGGUCCCCCGUGGGAAUCGAACCCACAACCCUGGUGUUGCAAACACCAUGCUCUACCAACUGAGCCACACGGGACCAAGCAAUGGCAAUCAUGUUAGCAUAUUUAUUACUGUUCUGAAACUUUUAGAUAAAGUUUGAAAUAAACAUGUUCAAUUGCUUUUUUGUUAGCUUUUUUUUUGUUAGCUAUCUUGGAAUUAAGAACAUUUCCAAUGAAAUUCGAUACUUGAAAAUAAAGUCUUAACUUUUUACUUAGGGAGAAAACGUGCAAUAACAUUUCCAAUAACCUUUUUGAGGAAUAGCAACUUUUAACUUCUUAACUACAAUUUUUUUCCUUAAGACAUUUCUUCUUAAAUCUAUAUUUAAGGUUUUGUGAAUCUGGGCCCAGGGCCCUACCAUUGUGGGCCCUGGGCCCUACCAUUGUGGGCCCUGGUCUAAAGUAGUGCACUCCCUAAAAAAACGGGUACUUUUUCGGAUGCACAUAAAGGCGUACAUGUACAGAGAAAUUGCAAACUCUUGAGAUUUUCCAACUUUAUUUUUUACUUUUCAUGGUUGCCAUGUUGGCACCUAAAAGUUCCAUGCUAAUACAACAAGUGAAUUGCAAAUGAUACCCUGUUCCAUCAUACAGUGCACUACCUAGUAAAAAUAGGGUGCCAUUUUGAGAUCUGCAUUUAUACGUUUCAUGGCGUCCUUGUUGGCGUCAGAAUGUUCCACAACAUUACCAUUCUAAUUGGAAUCCAACUACGAAUGUAAUUAUUGUUAACGAACGACGACUGAUGCCAACAUGGACGACACAGUUGGCCGUUCUAGAUUUCUGUAACUACGUACCUCUGGUCACAAUAUGACAUUACUCUUCUGUCUCAUUUCGCGUUAUGACAUCAUCAUCAUCAUACAGACUCUGUGUAGAGCUGUUUUUAUUUCUCAUGGGCCUGGUUCCAAACCAAUUACUCAUCUUUCCUAUCCCCUACACCAUUUAAACUCAACUCUUGACCUCGAAGCCAGUUCCGCUGCAUUGUUUUCUUUCCCUCUAAUUAGGGACUGAUUUUAGAACUGGGACACCAGGUGAGUGCAAUUAAUUAUCAGGUAGAACUGAAAACCAGCAGGCUCUGACCCUCGUAGGGUAAGAGUUGAAUACCCCUGCCCUACACCAUUUUUCACUACCUCCUUGUGGGUGAAAAGGUUGAAGUUUUAUUUCCCAUAAGCUGCGUUUACAGUCACCCAAAUGUGGAUGUUUUUUUUUCCCACUAAUUGGUCUUUUGACCAAUCACAUCAGAUCUUUUCCAAUCAAAUAUUUUUCAGAGUUCUGAUUGGUCAGAAGACCAAUUUAGUGAAAAAAUAUCAGAAUUGGGCUGCCUAUGUAAACGCCGCAAUAUAGUCCUACUUUUAAUCAGAACCUGGAGUCCUGAUCUAAAGAAGUGCAUCAUUUGAGGUGUCACGUGAUGGGGAACCAGAGUGCAUGGGUUAGGGUAUUGGUAUUUGGUUUGUAACUAGGCCGUUCCCUGGUAUGCAUCUCAAAUGCCACCCUAUUUCCUUUAUAGUGCACUACUUUUGACCUGUGCUCUGGGCAAAAGUAGUGCACUCAAUGGGGAAUAGGGUACCAUUGCCUCUCACAGUACUGAAGGAAUGGAAGCAUCAUGUUGAACUUUGUUGGCUCAAUGUUGAUCAAUACAUUAUCAGGUUUAUCUGUUAAUCUCUUGUUUUUAGAGGAGCAAGGUGUUUGUCUCUUGGGUUGCCGUAGCCUGUGGUCAAAACGGGAAUGGAUGUGUCCCCCAAAUAGCACCCUAUACCCUUAUUUUUUUUAUUUUAUUUCACCUUUAUUUAAAUAGGCAAGUCAGUUAAGAACAAAUUCUUAUUUACAAUGACGUCCUACCCUGGCCAAACCCAGACAAUGCUUGGCCAAUUGUGCGCCGCCCUAUGGGAAGCCAAUCACGGCCGGAUGUGAUGCAGCCUGGAUUCGAACCAGGUACUGCAGUGAAGCCUCUUGCUCUUCUGUCAUAGUUCCCUACUUUUAACUAGGGCCCAUAGCACUCCCUAUGAGCUCUCAAAGGGUCCUGGUUAAAAGUGGUGCACUACAUAGCCAAUUGGGUACCAUUUAUGAAUGGUGGGAGGAAAAACGCUAGAUUAGUGUCUAGGGGAGGUUUAAAAUGAAUGGGUGGGACUUGAGCUAGGGUUGACCAACCACAGGCUAUGUGCACCCUGGGUAAACCAAUAGGAAUGGUCUGCCAGUUGGAUUUACAUGAAAAUAAUGGAUUUUGAGUUGGAAAAAGUCCCUAACGACCCAAAGUACGAAUUUCAAUACAAAAAGAUGAAUAAAAAUGUGAAACUGCA